This is a messenger RNA of Aspergillus heteromorphus CBS 117.55, 1344 nucleotides long. Its product is annotated as non-structural maintenance of chromosomes element 1 family protein. The transcript is spliced from 4 exons. The record is from RefSeq and is a predicted model, not a curated record. Gene Ontology annotation, biological process: double-strand break repair via homologous recombination; DNA damage tolerance. Lineage: Eukaryota; Fungi; Ascomycota; Eurotiomycetes; Eurotiales; Aspergillaceae. The coding region runs from base 130 to 1344 and encodes 404 amino acids. Gene Ontology annotation, molecular function: ubiquitin-protein transferase activity. Gene Ontology annotation, cellular component: Smc5-Smc6 complex; nucleus.
UUCCCCCAGAAUCAGCGCAGAACAACCACUUCGCCCCCCAAACCGAUACCCAGUCACCCAUAACCCAGCUCUCCCUUCAUCCAGCUCUGUCAACACACAACACUCCCUCCCCCAGACACAACCGCCAAAAUGCCCCGCCACGACGACGAUGACUACGACGACAGCAACCGCGCAUUUCUUCAAGCCUUCAUGGCGCGAUCCACGAUGACCUUCAGCGAAGCCAAGCCGGUAUUAGCAGCCAUUCUCUCCGCAGAAGAAACCUUCCAAACCUACAUCGCGGCCACCAACAGCGCCAUCUCCCCCUUCGACCUCGAAGUCCGCAGCAUCCAGCCGCAACCUGAACUCGAAUCCCAUGACGACCCGCACCCCGCAAUCCCCGAACGAGUCUACGCCCUGGUCAACACAACCAGCGACGCGCUGACCCAGCUCGCGACCACCUUCUCCGCCGAUGAGAUCGCUUUCGUGAAGCGCGUGCUCGACGCCAUGUUCGAGACGUAUAAUACCCGCCGCGCCGAGGUGAUGGUUAUAAGUAGUAUGCAGGCGUUGCAGUUGGCGAAGGUUUCGGGGUCGGAGGCGGGGAGGAGGGAGUCCGGUGUGCAGGGGCAGGGAACACAAGCUGGGGGGGCGGCGCAGUCGUUGACCAUGUCGCAGGCGGAGAUGAUGUUGAAGCAGUUGGUCGAGCAGGGGUGGUUCGAGAAGAGUCGCAAGGGGUAUUUUCGGCUGAGUCCGCGAGGACUCAUGGAGUUGAGGGGAUGGUUGGUGGCCACGUAUAAUGAUGACGCGGAGGGGAUUCGGAAGGUCAAGUUCUGUGCCGCGUGUAAGGAGAUUAUUACUGUGGGCCAACGGUGCGAAGACCGGGAUUGUCCGGGCAGAUUGCACGAUCACUGCAUCCGACGGUUCUUUCGCAUGCAGAAGGCCGACACCUGCCCCGUGUGUAAGAAGCAAUGGCCCGGGGAUAAGUUUGUUGGCGAGCGCGCGAUCACCAGCACUGCGCCGAGUGGGCAGCGGAGGAGACGCACCACGAAUAAUGAGCCCCAGGCGGAGGCGGGCCCGAGCACGGAGGUUCCGGCGGUUCUGGCUGUUCCUGAUAUCGAUGAGGAUGAGGAUCAGGCGAACCACGGAAUCCUGUCCGUGAAGAGCCUGCCGCUUCCCGCCCACUUGAGGAUGGGAUGGGGGUCUGAAGCGGAGGACUUACGACGAACCAUUUACGAAUAUCUUCAGUCUACUGUCCCUGUGCGGUCGAUGGACACGUCUAAGAUUGUGGAAGAUAGCAAGGCGUCGGAUGUUAUGAGACGCAGGCAGAAACGAUACCAGAUACCAGAUACCAGCUACGAGAUUCCAUGA